Messenger RNA from Oryza sativa Japonica Group (Japanese rice), 945 nucleotides. Its product is annotated as protein S40-1. The record is from RefSeq and is a predicted model, not a curated record. NCBI's taxonomy places the organism in Eukaryota, Viridiplantae, Streptophyta, Magnoliopsida, Poales, Poaceae.
UAGUUUUUGGUUCAGAAAGCAAAAUGAUUCGCAUUAGUUGGCGAUGAAUUAGCGCAAAGGCAUUUGAUCUAAGCUGAGUUAGGGGUUAAUCUCUCCAGCCUGAUCAAUGGAAUUAUUCCUUCCCUUCCCCGUCAAAGCUCAAAGCCGCAUACUUCUCUGUCACACAAAGCGGUGCAGCUCCACACGGCACCUGCCUACCUAGGGCGCCUAUGGGCAGGAUAGCUUGGUUGCCCCGCUCGCCGCGCCAGCUCGCUCUCGCGCCGUCUCCUAUAAAUCUCUCGCCUCGCCGCACCAGCUGCGGCGAAAGGUUGGCUAGAGAUUUCGACAGGCGCGCGUGCGAUAGUUUGUCGCAUCUGUUUCCGCUCCUGCUCAUAGCGCUGAUACUAGCUGCUUGUAACCGCGGAGUGAUCGAUCGGCGAGCGAUAUGGCGGCGUCGCAGCGGAGCGUGGCCGUGUCGGCGAAAUGCGCCGCCGCGUCGUGGGCGGAGGAGCGGCGUCCGUUCACGGACCCGAUCGAGAUCCCGGCGCCCUCGGGCGCGGCGACGGCGAGGCGGGAGGACACGGAGUACGGGGAGGGUGACUACGGCGGCAGCGGCAGCGGCUGCGGCGGCGAGGUGGUGCCGCCGCACGUGCUGCUGGCGCGGCGCAGGGCGGCGUUCUCGAUGUGCUCGGGGCAGGGGCGGACGCUCAAGGGCCGGGACCUCCGCCGCGUGCGCGACUCCGUCCUCCGCAUGACCGGCUUCAUCGAGAGCUAGCGCGCCGCGCGGGCGGCGGGCGGCCAUGCGCGCGCGCGCGAGACUUGGCCUGGCCGAAAUGGUCACGCGACCAGAUUAAUUAGUUGGUUUAUUAUGUCAUAUCUGCGAGACAUUUUCCUCGAUGACAUUUUGUAAAAUUGGUUCGAAAUGUGAGGUGAAUAUAUAUAUGUCUGUUGAUGGCUGCAAACGUA